This is a messenger RNA of Cylindrotheca closterium, 723 nucleotides long. The record is from the annotation of a GenBank genome assembly. Lineage: Eukaryota; Bacillariophyta; Bacillariophyceae; Bacillariales; Bacillariaceae.
AUGUUUUCAUCUGUGGAAGUAGUUGCCGCGCAAUGCACCUUUGCACUUGCCGUGACGGUAUUCGUAUGGAAGACUUUAGGUGUCUCGUGGGUUCCGAUUAUUGGCCCAGCCAUGAUUGCCAUCUUUUCGGGGGAAAGACCACAAUAUCCUCGCCGUGCUGAAGAUGAAGACUUUUGGAACUUUGCUUAUUUGUGCAUGUAUGGGAUCUUGGGGAGUCUGGCGCAAUGGGGAGGCAUUGUAUUGUCAAGAGCAAACAGAAGUGACUUCAUAAAGUCUCAGGAGAUUGACAACCGAUAUCAAGAACCUGCUGCGAUGCCUUUUGCACUACGAUGCUGGGCCGCUAUAUAUGCAGUAUUUCAUAUAAUUAUUGGAAGCCACCAUUUACUAUGGAGCACCAACAAGAAUCACGGCAAAUUGGAACUUUGGCGAUACAAUCUGCCAUUUAUCUACGAAUUGACUGGUUUGGCGGCUCUUGGAUUGUGCUUUCAUGCCUAUUGUAUACUGCUAGAGGCAUGUAAUGCUAGAAUGAACCUACGAGAUGUUUGCUCUCGUAAGACCGUCAUGGAUUGCUGCACCAUUCUGACCUUUGUCAGCUUUUUUGCCUUUCUCAUGGCCAACAUGAUAGGUGUGAAGACUACCUAUGAAUCGGAGCGGAUAUGGUGGAUCUGCACCAUGUAUCCCGUACCGUUGGCUCUAUGUGUAGGGACAAUCUAUAGAAAGUAG